AUGGCAGAGGAAUUGACAAACGAGGUCAGGAUGUGGACCGUGCGCGAGCCGUAUCAUAUCCUCUGCUCCGACGACGAAGGCGAGACGGUGGACGAGAAUGGUGCUCCGGUGCGGGCCAAGCGCAAGAUACGGCCCACUCGACGCGUCCCGGCCUACUUUCAAAACUUUUUGCGCGAAUGCGACCGUCCUGGCAUGCACGGUUCAUCAGCCUCGUCGACGACCCAGACAUCGACCCCAUCGACCAGCGGUGGCACCGAGUAUCCGAAGAAGACGCGUCUCUUCAAUACACAAAACAUGGAGUAUUUCCUCCCCAGCGGCUGUGGAAAUGGCGCAUGGCUCGUCGACAUGGCAUACGAAUUCCCGCAUGUAGAUUUCCUCGGCGUCGACCUUAUUCCGUGUCCAGCGGCCGACGCACCUUCAAAUGUGUCCUUUGAGAUUGACGAUAUUAAUCAUGGGCUCGAACACUUUGCUGGCAAAUUUGAUCUCGUGCAUGCGCGCAUGAUCUCGUUUGGCAUUAAGAAUUACCGCAAGACUAUGGAAGAGAUUUCUCGAUGCGUCAAACCGGGUGGUCUUGUCAUUCUCAUGGAAGCGGACAUGGAACUGCUUGGGGUCGAUCGGAUGACAGUCCUUCCCAUGGCCUUGACCGAGCGCGAGAUGCUUGAUGCUCGCGCAGAAGCCAGGAUCAGUGGUCCCAUCCCCGGACUCUCCAACGACGAUGAGGAUGAGACAUCAGGAGUUGAGAUGCGUGGAUCGUGGCUGCAAAGGCUUCUCUACGAAAUGCGCUAUGCCACGAGGCUGAACGGGAGCGAUUUUACAUGCGCAGAAGAUGCUGUCGACGAGGGUCUUUGGCGGAUGCAUAUAUUUGACCCAGAUACAUGCGGCGCGUCGAGUCUGUAUAUCCCUAUCACUCCCUGGCCUCAAAUGCGCGAUCAAGCCCUCAGCCAGCAGCUCAAAUACGCCGGCUCGCUCAUGCGUCAGGACAUUUAUAACGCAUUGCGUGCAACCCAGCCACUUUUCCGCAAGCAUGGUGUUUCACAAGCUGUGAUCGACCAGUGGGUCGCAGCCGCGGAUUACGAUCUAAUGGCCGAGACGUUUCGGGCAUGGGUCCGAUUCCGGAUCGCGUGGGGUCGAAGACGCAGCUCUACCUCGCUGUCAAAUAGCCCUCCGCUAGCAUCUUUUCCACAAGAUGAGAAGGAAAAGGAUACUGUCCCAAACCAUCAAGUUGAAGUGUAUCAGACACUCCAAGAGUCGAUGAUAGCCAAAGCGCUGCGCAUGUCGUCACGCGUCUCAAAGCCGAUCCCAUUCCUUGCCCAGCUCGCGCAAGGAAAGAACAUCAGUUUGUGA
This is a messenger RNA of Serendipita indica DSM 11827, 1344 nucleotides long. Lineage: Eukaryota; Fungi; Basidiomycota; Agaricomycetes; Sebacinales; Serendipitaceae. The record is from the annotation of a GenBank genome assembly.